Amoebophrya sp. A120 is the source of this 637-nucleotide messenger RNA. The record is from the annotation of a GenBank genome assembly. Lineage: Eukaryota; Dinophyceae; Syndiniales; Amoebophryaceae.
AUGAUAACAUACGGGACCCGUCUUACGCUCAAUUUGUUAUGCCUUGGACGGUCGUUAGCGUACAGAAGGGUGAAUUUGCAGUGAAUUUGUAUUGCAUGACUUGCAUUUAGAUUUAAGUACUUAAAAGGGAAGCGCGCUAGGUAUUAGACACACGAGCCCAAGCAUCCCGCAUAGCGUGAAGGGCUGCUCGUCGCGUGGUGGCGCUUGCAGGACCGAAAGAAGUGGUCUUGCGGGGGCUCGCUCGCCGGGCUGUGUAGUGCGUAUGUAACCAAAGAAGGUGGAUCGGGUGGCUCUUACUCUUCUGUGCGUCUGCCUGAGAAGUUCCUCUCCGGAAUUGUCGAAAGGGAGGGCGACGCCUGAUGAACACACGGGCACUAGUUCAACAUGUAUGCCCUCACGAGUUGUGGUUGGCUCGGCUUGGACUUGGAUAUCUGGGAGCAGCCUCAGGUGGAAGGGGAGGCACGAUUCGGCCGCGGACGGUAGCUUGCUUCGCCUGCUGUGCUCUGCUCCCAACUCCCCAGGCGUGUUUUUGCCUCCGGAGCGAGGCCUUUUCGACGUGACCCCAAGGUCAGGAAUUCUCUUGGUGAAUUUAGCCCCAAAACCCGAAGUUUCUCGUGCGUUAGCGAAUUUUGAAUAG